This is a messenger RNA of Drosophila hydei, 2397 nucleotides long. RefSeq names its product myelin expression factor 2 (gene rump). Gene Ontology annotation, molecular function: mRNA binding. Gene Ontology annotation, cellular component: nucleus; cytoplasm. The transcript has 5 exons. The record is from RefSeq and is a predicted model, not a curated record. NCBI's taxonomy places the organism in Eukaryota, Metazoa, Arthropoda, Insecta, Diptera, Drosophilidae. Bases 156 to 2099 code for a protein of 647 amino acids.
UAUCACACAUCUCAAAUUUUUUUCUCAAGUCAGUCGGCUUAUGUCCAAUUUAUUGAUUAUUGUGUUUGUGUUAAUUCAAUACGGCAUAAUUGCAAACAAUUUUUCAAGAAUAUCAGUACAAACCUACAGUAUAACUUAUUCUUAAGGAGACAGCCAUGAACAUGGACGCCAAUACUGUCGAAAAUCGUGAAAAAGAGCGCGAUCGCCGUGGACGUGGCGCUCGCGGCUCACGUUUCUCAGAUGCUGAGGGUAACAAUGGUAAUGCCACCGGUGGAGGGGGAGGAGGAGGUGUUAAUGUUGCACGAGACAGAAGCCGUGAAAGACGCAAUUGCCGCGUCUAUAUCUCGAACAUUCCGUACGAUUAUCGUUGGCAAGACCUUAAGGAUCUAUUCCGCCGUAUUGUCGGCUCCAUUGAGUAUGUGCAAUUAUUCCACGAUGAAAGCGGCAAGGCACGUGGUUGCGGUAUUGUCGAGUUCAAAGAUCCAGAGAACGUGCAAAAGGCAAUGGAGAAAAUGAAUCGAUAUGAGCUCAACGGACGUGAGCUUGUCGUUAAGGAAGAUCAUGGUGAACAGCGCGAUCAAUACGGUCGCAUUGUGCGCGAUGGAGCAGGAGGUGGUGGCGGAGGCGGCGGUGGUGGUGGAGGAGGAGGAGGUGGUGGAAAUGGUGGAGGUCGUGAUCAUAUGGACGAUCGUGAUCGUGGCUUUUCGCGACGUGACGAUGACAGAAUAUCUGGGCGUAAUAAUUUUAACAUGAUGUCGAAUGAUUUUAAUUCGUCGAAUUACAAUUUAUAUGGGCUUUCUGCUUCGUUUUUGGAGAGUCUUGGCAUAAGUGGACCUUUGCAUAAUAAGGUUUUUGUUGCUAAUCUGGACUACAAGGUGGACAACAAGAAGCUUAAGCAAGUCUUUAAGCUUGCCGGAAAGGUGCAGAGUGUGGACUUAUCCCUGGAUAAGGAAGGCCACAGCCGUGGCUUUGCUGUAGUCGAAUAUGAUCAUCCAGUGGAGGCCGUACAGGCAAUUUCUAUGUUGGAUCGACAGAUGCUUUAUGAUCGUCGCAUGACAGUGCGUUUGGAUCGCAUACCCGACAAGGGUGAAGGUCUAAAGCUGCCCGAAGGAUUGGGUGGCGUUGGCAUAGGCCUGGGCCCCAACGGUGAGCCACUCAAAGAUGUGGCCCAUAAUCUGCCAAACGGUGGCAAUCAGAACGCUUCGCAGCUUCUUGGCAAUGUGCAGAGCGCCCAGCAGCUAUCCGCGGUGACUGGCGGUCCUGUUGUCGGCGGCGGUAACUCAAACGCAAGCAACUUACUGGGAAGCCUCAGUGGAGUCAUGUUUGGGAAUAACGCUGCUGUUCAGCCCUCUCCAGUGGCACCGGUACAAAAGCCCAGCAUGGGAAACAAUACUGGUGGUGGUGGCGGUGGCAUCAAUCUGAAUAAUUUAAACCCCAGCAAUUUGGCUGCUGUAGUUGGCAACUUGGGCAAUCUGGGUGCAGCGUUGUCAAACCCACUGCUCACCUCAUCGCUGAACACCCUAGGCCUUAAUCUAGGAAAUGCAGGCGGCAACGAUGACGGACUCGUCUCUGCCAGCAAUGUUGGUCUGACCAACAACUACAGUAGCGGUGGCGGCUAUGGUAAUGCUGGUAACAACUAUAAUAGUGGUGGCAACAGCGUUGGCACUGGCGGUGGGGGAGUUUCUGGGGGUAAUGUUGGCUUCAAUGCAUACAACAGUACUGGUGGCGCAAAUUCUGGUAACAACCAGCUCGAUGGCAAUGACUACGGGAAUUCUGGCAAUCAGUUGGACAUGUUUGGCGGUGGUGGAGGCAACGUCGGCGUAGGUGGUGGCAAUGUUGGCGUUGGUGGCGGCGCUGGCAAUCCCGGUGGCGGUGCCCGCAAGUCCGAUACGAUUAUUAUCAAGAAUGUGCCAUUGAGCUGCACCUGGCAAACACUGCGCGAUAAAUUCCGUGAUGUUGGCGAUGUCAAGUUUGCCGAGAUACGUGGCAAUGAUGUAGGCGUGGUGCGUUUCUUCAAGGAACGUGACGCGGAACUGGCCAUAGCUCUCAUGGAUGGCUCACGUCUGGAUGGUCGCACCAUUAAAGUAACUUACUUUUAAGCCACACUCCUUAGAUUUUUAGAAUGCAUUGUCCGUGUGAAUGAAUCGCAUGAACUUCUUGACACGACCAACGGCAUACUUUAACCAAGAACAGGCAGCAAAGCAAAGCAGAGGUGGCUAAGCUGUCGCAACGUUUUUAGUUCUUAGUAACCACAAACAAAUAAUUGUUUAAUUUUUAUACAUACGUUUACAUAACUCAUAACAAAAAUGAUCAUAAUAUAAUUAACUUUCCAAUACAGAAGACGCAAUUCAUGUAAUUUAUAAGUGAUUGAAGCCAAUAAAUAUAUAAAUAAUAUUU